This is a messenger RNA of Geosmithia morbida, 696 nucleotides long. RefSeq names its product SET protein. The transcript has a single exon. The record is from RefSeq and is a predicted model, not a curated record. The coding region runs from base 1 to 696 and encodes 231 amino acids. Gene Ontology annotation, biological process: peptidyl-lysine monomethylation. NCBI's taxonomy places the organism in Eukaryota, Fungi, Ascomycota, Sordariomycetes, Hypocreales, Bionectriaceae. Gene Ontology annotation, molecular function: protein binding; protein-lysine N-methyltransferase activity.
AUGGCCGUACUACCUACCCAGCAGGAGCUGCACGCGUCCUUCCCGCUCCUGUGGCCCAGUUGGCUCUGCGAAAUGCUGCCGGCACGUGCGCGGUGUCUAGUGGAUAGGCAGGAGGUCCGAUGUCACGAACAAUGGGAGAGGACGCUGGCAUCUGGUGUGUCCCUGGACGAAGAGGAGUAUACGCGCGCAUGGCUGCUGGUCAACUCGCGCACGUUCUAUAACGGGAGUAGUCUUACGGAGGGAUACCCCUGGGAGGAGAGGCUAGCCCUGAUCCCUCUGGCGGACCUGUUCAACCAUUCUCGCGAGGCAGGAUGCUCGGUCAAUUUCUCCGACGAAGGCUAUGUCGUCACGGCUGUGAGGGGUAACGAUCCGGGGGAGGAGAUGUAUAUCUCGUACGGGGACUAUUCCAAUGACUAUAUUUUGGCAGAGUAUGGCUUUGCCGUGGAGGGGCGGGAUGACGAGGAGAUGAUAUGCCUUAAUGAUGUGGUGUUUCCUAAGGCGCGUGCCCUGGGACUGCCCUCGUCACAUGACGGUGGUCCUGUCGGGGAGUACGCGAUUGACGCAAAUAAUGGACAGCCCUGCGAUGAUUUGACGAGGAAUAUGCCGCGUGAUCUGAGAGAGGAUGGCGGGGCCAAAGACCUGCUGGAGGAGCUCUUGCAAUUUGUGAAAGAUAGGAUCAAUGAUCUAGCUAGUUGA